Molecule: messenger RNA, 1856 nt
Organism: Cladophialophora immunda
Lineage: Eukaryota; Fungi; Ascomycota; Eurotiomycetes; Chaetothyriales; Herpotrichiellaceae
Product: mitochondrial-processing peptidase subunit beta
Exons: 5
Coding region: 61-1497 (478 amino acids)
Cellular component (GO): mitochondrion
Molecular function (GO): metalloendopeptidase activity; metal ion binding
Source: RefSeq, a predicted model, not a curated record
CUCAAUUCUACUACGACACACAGCUGCCACCGCCCUCCUUCUCUUGAUCAACUUCCUGCAAUGGCGUCUCAGCGGCUGGCGCUGAAUCUUCAGCGGUCCCUUCGAAGCAGAAAAGCUCUCAGUGCUAUUCAGUCUCCCCUUCGCCGCUACGCCAACCCUGUCACUCCCUCCAGAACUGAAAGCACCACUCUCUCGAACGGCUUGACGAUUGCGACCGAGCAUUCGCCAUGGGCUCAGACCUCAACCGUCGGUGUUUGGAUUGAUGCUGGGAGCAGAGCGGAAACAGACAAGACCAACGGAACUGCACAUUUCUUAGAACAUCUCGCUUUCAAGGGCACUGGCAGGCGAACCCAACAUCAACUAGAGCUCGAGAUUGAGAAUAUGGGUGGUCACCUCAACGCAUACACUUCGCGUGAAAAUACUGUUUACUAUGCCAAAUCCUUCAACUCCGAUGUUCCCAAGACCGUCGACAUCCUUUCCGACAUUCUACAAAACUCUAAACUCGAACCCGCGGCCAUCGAGCGCGAAAGAGAUGUGAUUCUCAGGGAGCAAGAGGAAGUCGACAAGCAGUUGGAAGAAGUGGUAUUUGAUCACUUGCAUGCCACGGCUUAUAUGCAUCAGCCUCUCGGCCGCACCAUCCUCGGGCCCAAGGAAAACAUCGAGACAAUUUCUCGACAGGAUCUGGUUGAUUAUAUUACCACCAAUUACACCGCUGACCGCAUGGUCCUUGUCGGCGCAGGUGGCAUUCCCCACGAAGAAUUGGUCAAGCUCGCUGAGAAGCAUUUCGGACACCUGAGAUCUGCUCCGCCGACAUCUUAUGCCGCUGAAAUUGCCGCUGAGCAGAAGCGUAAACCCACUUUCAUUGGCUCUGAGGUCCGGAUAAGAGACGACACAAUCCCCACUGCGCACAUCGCCAUUGCCGUUGAAGGUGUUUCCUGGAGAGACGACGAGUAUUUCCCCGCCCUGGUUACACAGGCCAUUGUCGGGAACUGGGACCGGACGAUGGGCAAUUCCCCCUAUCUUGGCUCAAGACUCAGCACAUUUGUGAACGCGAAUAAUUUAGCCAACAGCUUCAUGAGCUUCUCCACGAGCUACAGCGAUACUGGACUAUGGGGAAUAUACCUCGUUUCCGAGAACAAGACCCAAAUUGAUGACCUUGUUCACUUUACCCUGCGCGAGUGGUCGAGACUCUCCUUCAACGUCUCCGAAGCAGAGACCGAGCGUGCCAAAGCCCAACUCAAAGCGUCCAUCCUCCUGAGCCUGGACGGGACAACGGCCGUUGCAGAGGACAUUGGACGACAAAUCGUCACGACUGGCAGGAGAAUGGACCCCGCCGAGAUUGAGCGUGUGAUCGGCGGGAUUACGGCACAGGAUGUGAUGCGGUUCUGCCAGAAGAAGCUUUGGGACCAGGACAUUGCGGUGAGUGCGGUCGGCAGUAUUGAAGGCCUGUUGGAUUAUAACCGUAUCCGGAACGAUAUGGCAAGGAACUUGGCAUAGGCGGGACGAGAUGAAGGAGACAGGAGGCCGGGGACUUGUGGAGGCAAACAAGUCGAGAAAACAGAGGGAGAAACAGGGCAGAAGUGUCUUGAUGAGGACCUCUGAUCGGAGGUCAGUGAUCUGGUGCUUCUAGAGGGCUAGGUAGUGAUUUGUAUUGUACAGUGCACAUGGCAUUAUCCGCACAGAAAAAAAAGGAUCUGUCGACUUGGAAGAAAGAGACUCGUGGCAUUCACGGUAUCUUUCCUCUUGAAUUGUCCGAGGACGCCGUCUCAUAUUUCUCUCAUUGACUUAGCUCUACAAUAGAGAGACUCCAGAGGAGAAGAAAACAUCAGAUCCAAAGGACGUCUACACUUCCCUGG